Molecule: messenger RNA, 1334 nt
Organism: Cuscuta campestris
Lineage: Eukaryota; Viridiplantae; Streptophyta; Magnoliopsida; Solanales; Convolvulaceae
Source: the annotation of a GenBank genome assembly
GUGAACCGCUAAAAUACUGGUGCAUCCUUUUGGGGUACAACUUGAGGAAUUAGUGGAAUGGGAACAUAAAAGCAAGAUCGAUGGUAAAAUGCAUGCAUGUGGUCAUGAUGCUCAUGUUACCAUGCUGCUUGGGGCAGCUAAGUUGCUUCAGAGCAGAAAGGAGUAUUUGAAGGGAACUGUUAAGCUGGUCUUCCAACCUGCCGAAGAAGGCAUGGGUGGUGCUCUCCAUAUGAUAAAGGAAGGAGUAAUCGAUGAUAUUGAAUCCCUGUUUGGGCUCCAUGUUUGGCCAGGUUUGCCUGUUGGUACAAUCGCUUCGAAAGCAGGGCCCUUACUUGCAGGAUCAAACAGGUUUUCAGCUGUAAUACAAGGUCGAGGAGGGCAUGCAGCGGCCCCACAUAAGACCAGAGACCCUGUUAUUGCUCUAUCUAUGGCCAUUCUUUCCCUCCAACAGCUUGUUUCACGUGAAUCUGAUCCUCUGGAUGCGAGGGUGGUAUCAAUUGGAUUCGUGGAGGCGGGUCAUGCCGAAAAUGUGAUCCCAGAUCAAGUGAAGUUUGGUGGGACUUUUCGUUACUUGACUUCUGAUGGUUCUUCCCAUCUCCAACAAAGAAUCAAAGAGAUAAUAGAGACACAAGCAGCCGUGAACCAGUGCAAUGCAACAGUGACCUUCAUGUCGGGGGAACAGACACCCUACCCUCCAACAGUUAACAAUCAAGAAAUGUAUGAUCAUGCCAAGACAGUAGGAGAAGUGUUGCUGGGUGAGGGAAAUGUGGGUCAUGCCAAUAUCACAAUGGCUGCUGAGGACUUUGGCUUUUAUGCACAGAGAACAAAAGCUGCUUUCUUUUUAAUUGGUUCAAGAAAUGAGACAGUGAUGAAAUCUGUUGAAGGGCUUCACAGUCCUCACUUCACUCUGGAUGAAGAUGUUCUGCCCAUUGGAGCAGCUCUUCAUGCUUCUGUUGCCAUUUCUUACUUGGAUGGCCAUUAGAUAGGAUUGAUUACCCGUCAUAUGUGGUGCAAUUUAGACUUGCACAAACUCGGGUCGGCUUAUCUGGCCCGCCCAUCCCGCCUUUAAGAAACGGGCAAAUUUGGACAACUAUAUGUACUCGUGCCUGCUAGCCUGGCGCGAUUUGCAAAAUAAUAUGGAUGGGUUUGGGAAUUGAUUUCGUCCCAUAUGGACCAGUUAGCCUGCCCACAUCAUUUAUAUAUAUUGAGUUGUGUGUGUGUGUGUGUGUCACACAUUGUAUAUUAUUACAAACAUUUAUGUAUAUUGGAGCAUCGAUAAUUCUAGAUUGUUGCGUGGUUUAACAAUUACACUUUAUUAAAUAAAUUAUAUUUAG